Molecule: messenger RNA, 2118 nt
Organism: Grosmannia clavigera kw1407
Lineage: Eukaryota; Fungi; Ascomycota; Sordariomycetes; Ophiostomatales; Ophiostomataceae
Product: duf1680 domain containing protein
Exons: 5
Coding region: 1-2118 (705 amino acids)
Biological process (GO): carbohydrate metabolic process
Source: RefSeq, a predicted model, not a curated record
AUGAGGCGUCCUAUCAGCAGCAACCUCUCGGGAUUUACCGACACGGGACCCAUCGAGAAUGUAUGCUUGCUCGCCUCUGCGCUUUCGCUCAAACCGCGCGGAUGGAUCCGGGACCAGCUGCAGCUCGAGGCUGACGGCCUGGCCGGCCGCAUGUUGGACUUUUACCGCUUCGUAAACGACUCGCAGUGGCUUGGCGGCAGUUCCGAGUAUUCCGUGUUGAACGAGGCGUCUCCGUACUGGUUCAAUGGGCUCGUGCCAUUGGCCUUCAGCCUGGAGGACGACGACGGCAAUACAGCUGCGGCUCGGAUCCGCACUCAGGUUCGCCAGUACCUCGACUACGUGCUCGACCACCAGCAGCCCGACGGCUGGCUCGGCUUCGAGACCACGCACCAGACCCGUGGUCUCUGGGCCCGCUGCCUGCUGCUGCUGGGGCUAAUGCAAUACGCAGACGCCGAUCCGGCACAGACAGACCGUAUCGUCGAGGCCAUGCAUCGCUACGUCGUUCUGGCCCACAGCAUGUUGCAGGACAACUAUACCGGCCUGAUCGUGCACGACGACGACGUCUUUGACACGGCCGGCUUCGGCGUCGCCCGCACGCACGAGAUGCACAUCCCGCUGCAGUGGCUAUACGAGCAGCACUCCCACGAUCACCAGCAGCAGCAGCGCCUGUGGGAGACCAUGGAGCUCAUGGUGGCUGGCGGCGAGCUCUGGGGCGCCGACUGGCGCCAGUUCUGGGUCGAAACCGCCUUUCCAGCCGUGCUGGACAACGACAGCCCCUAUAAUCUCAGCUGGGUCUUUACCCACGGCGUGAACAUGGCUCAGGGCCUUCGAUAUCCUCUGUCCAUAUAUCGCAUGACCGGAGACGAGGCCCUGAAAGAGCAGACUCGCACGGCUCUCAACCUGCUAAGCCGCUACCAUCGAUCACUGGCCGGCUCCAUCGUGGCCGACGAGAUCAUCACGAAUCUGAACCCCAGCCACGGGGCCGAGCUGUGCACGGCCGCCGAGAUGAUGUUCUCGACCGCUUGGAUCUACCAGCAGAUGGGCGACAACGACGUGGCCGACUGGGCCGAGCAGGCUGCCUUCAACGCACUCCCGGCUUCCAUCUCACCCGAUUGGUGGUCGCACCAGUAUGUCCAGCAGGAGAACCAGCCCUGGGCGAGAAACCUGACCGAAGGCGCGGGUCUGUGGACCGAUGUCAACACAUAUGGUAACGUGUUUGGCCUGGAGCCUGAUUAUCCCUGCUGCACCGUCAACCAUCCGCAAGCAUACCCCAAGUUCCUCGCCAAUGCCUUUGUGCGCACGCAGGACGGUGGCCUCGCCCACGUCUUCCUGGUCGCCGCGCUCGUCAACACCACCCUCGAUGACGGCACCCACGUCUCCGUCCGCGUCGACACGCACUAUCCUUUUGCACUGGACCUGACGUACACUGUGACAGCUUCGGCGCCCUUUUUUCUCUACGUUCGCAUCCCGACCUGGGCCGAUGCAUCGAAGAGCACUGUCCGGAUACAACACCGAAGAUGGGGAACUGAUGGCCACAAGACUGAGACGAUACAAAGUCUCUUCUCACCCUACCCAGGCCUCCACCGACUGUCUGUUCCGGGAGGUAGUGGUACCGCUGUCUUCACCGUCGAGCUCGCCACGCAGCUGCGCAUCGUCCGUCGCGCAAACCACACCGCCGCCCUCUACUACGGUCCGCUGCUCUAUAGCCUCGCCAUCGACCACACCACCACCUCCGGACCGCCCCGUCACUAUCGCCAUGCAGACCAGCUGCUUCCUGGAUCCACCGUUCACGACCACACGCACGACCACGUGCUAGAGCCGACGAGUUCGUGGAGCAUCGCCAUCGACCCGUCGCAGGUUCGUGUCAUCCAGCAUCCGGUGGCCGGCGACUUGGCCAACCCCGUCUGGACGCUCGGCGCUCCGCCCGUUGAGCUGUGCGUCGCUGCCGUCGAGAUCGAAUGGCCGCUCGAAUACGACUCACCCGCUGCACCGCCCACAAUCCCGGAACCGGUGGCCGGCGCUGUGCCGUUCAGUGCGCGCUUCGUGCCCUACGGGAGCGCCAAGCUGCACAUGGCCGACUUUCCAGUGAUGGUACUGCCGAAAAUCGAGUUGAAGUAG